AUGGAAGUGGCGCAGGCGUGGGAGCUGUGCGUGCUCCUGCUUGUGGCUGUGGGAUAUGUCGCCCUCGGCGUCAACUCUUACCUCAACCGCCGCAUGCGCAAGCAACAGUCAAGGCGCUCCCAGGUCCUUUCGGAGUGUGAACACUGCUCUGUGGAGCUGGUCCAGAGCAUGGUGCCGGAGGUUUCAGUUCCAGAGUAUCGAUUUCGCGGGAUGCACCUGAAGAUGUCGUCCAUACACAUCGGCUUUGACAACGUCGGCGUGAAGUUGAAGUCGAAUGGGAAGUGCAUUCUCGAGGGUGUCUCUGGCGAGUUUCAGCCCAAGAGGGUGGCGGCCAUCAUGGGCCCAUCCGGUGCCGGAAAAACAACCUUCAUGAAUGCUCUUUGCGGCCGGGCCUACUACGGGACAGUGACGGGGGAGAUUCGCUUGAACGGUCGGACGGCCAGCAUUGCCGAGUUCAAACCUCUCAGAGGAUUCGUUCCUCAGGAUGACAUAGUGCAUGCUCAUCUCACUGUUCGUGAACAGAUCUUCUACUCUGCAAAGCUGAGAAAUCCAGAAGGAACAGCGCAUGAAGUGUUGGAGAACAUUGUCGAGGAUGUCUUGAAUGUGAUGCAGCUGCUGGACGUGCAGCACAGCUUGGUCGGGAAUGUGGAGACUCGCGGCAUCAGCGGUGGCCAGCGGAAGCGAGUAAACAUUGGACUCGAGCUAGCAGCGCGGCCGACAAUUCUGAUGCUGGAUGAGCCCACAUCUGGGCUAGAUGCCACGACAGCUCUUGAUAUCAUAAGGUCCCUGCAGAAGUUGACUGAGAUCGGCAUGACUGUGGUCAUGGUCGUGCACCAGCCACGAUAUUCACUUUUCACAUUGUUCCAUGAGGUGCUGCUGCUCGGCCUGGGCGGGCAGACUGUGUACCUUGGCCCGAGCACCGGUGCUCUUCCCUACUUCAAAAGUCUCGGCUUCAGAAUGCCUGAGCAUGAAAACCCAGCGGACUGGUUCAUGGAUGUACUUUCUGGGAAGGUCCGGAACGAAGAGACACCUUCACUCAAACAAACAGAGCUAGCCAGUCAUUGGAAAACACAGACCAAGCCUGCUCCGGAGCGUUCUGAGGGACGUCGCCAUGCAACAAAUCCAGAGGACAAGUUCAAGUUCCACAAUGCAGUGGACGUAAAACUGGAAUUGCUUGGCAUGGGGGGGAUCACUGAAAUCACUGGGGCGCACUUCUCGCAAAUACUCCAGUCAAGUGGAAUCGUGCCUUCGGAGCCAGCGCUUGUUGAGAUGAAGAAAAGGAUCGGCUUUGAAGAUGACUCAACCACCCGCCGUGGGCUGGCACGUUUCCUGUUGGGGUUGAGAAGUUCGUUUUCCCAUGAUGCAAUGUGUGACCUCCCGGACUGGGAAAAGGACAUGGAGCAAUCUGAAGGAUCCAUAAUUUCAGGAGCCAGCUCAUGCGCAACAGUGGACAAGAAGAUGGUGGGAAAGAGGGCGCACUUCUGGCCACAGUAUCGAGUCUUGGUCCACCAAAACGCCAUUCGCUGGGUCCGCUUGUGGAAGCAGAAGACGCUGAGCACAUUGCUUGUAAUAGCUGCUGCUAUCAUGUUCGGGGCGCAGUGUACCGACAAACUUGUGCCGGGAAAUAUACUGUGCCCAUUGAAGAUCAACCUUUCUCACUUGGCGGUGGGGCUGAUGGUUGGCAUAGCUUGCCUGCAAAUCUUUGGUGCUGAUCGGCCGACCUUUUGGCGUGAAAGCGCCAGUGGGGUGAGGGUGAUUGCCUUCUUCCUAGCACGAGUCAGCAUCUCAUUGUUUGAUGUGCUGCUGUGGACCUAUAUCUACACAGGAGUUUGGAUGGCUUGUGCCUCAGCUCCGUGUCCAUAUUGGAUGUGGCUGAUUGCUUUUCGCAUGACCGCAGUUAGUUCUGCCGGCAUCGGCGUGCUUCUUUCAGCCGUGGUCCCCGAGCAUAGCUCAACUCUAGCAACCGCAGUUACGAUUCUGAUCAUGGGCGGUGGCAUCAGUGAGCCACAGACAAUCUCAGAAGCAAAAGGUUUGCAGGAAGUCUUGGGGUUCCUGUCGCCUUUCACUUGGGCGAUUGGUGAGAACUACUUGGCCGUCAUUGACCUGCAGGGUGGUGAAGCAGCGGUCAUCGACUUCGCUGUUGACAUCGUAGAGGGCUACAAGAACAUAAUCCUUUCAUUGGGGGGUGAAUACCUUGGAUAUGUUACUGCAGCUUACAUUUCCUGUGGCGUCUUCGGCCUCUUGGCUUUGGUCUCCGGCUACUUGGCAUUGCGAUUUUCUUAUCGCGGGAAACAGGCGUGA
Symbiodinium natans is the source of this 2301-nucleotide messenger RNA. The record is from the annotation of a GenBank genome assembly. Lineage: Eukaryota; Dinophyceae; Suessiales; Symbiodiniaceae.